AUGUAAUAAAAGCAAUUGCACAUCCCUGGUAAGAGAUUAAAACACUACGAAAUAGUGAAGCUAAUUGGAUCAGGGGGAUAUUGCAAAGUCUAUCAUGCUGUUAAUAUCUAAACUUAUGAGAAUGUAGCAAUCAAGGCUGUUGCGAUGUCAACUUUCAAGAAUCACGGAGGAUUGGUUGGUUAACUGCAUGAAACAGAAAAAUAGAACAUGAAACUAGUUAAUAGUAACUACGUUGUUAGAUUCAUCGAGGAUUUCCAAUAAAAUAAAUACUCGUACAUUGUAAUGGAGUAUUGUAACCAGGGUGACAUUGAGAAACCGUGGUUGGAUCAAAAUAAACAUUUUAGCGAAGAAUAAGCCAUUGUGUAUGUGAAACAAAUACUCAGAGGAAUACAAGAUCUACAGAAAUAUAGUGUGAUGCAUCGAGAUAUCAAGAUGAAGAAUAUCCUUUUGCAUAAUGAUUAAAUCAAGUUAGGCGAUCUAGGGUUCAGUAAGUCUAAACGUAAAUUUAUGCAUUUAAAUCCUAUGACCUUGACUAUUGGCAUGCUUGGUUACAUGGCUCCAGAGGUUGUUCAAUCUAAAUAAUACUAAAAUACAGCUGAUAUCUUUAGUUUGGGAUGUUUGUUCUACUUGAUGAUUUAUGGAGAAUUACCUUUCUCAGAUUAGAAUCAUUAAAUCUAUUUGUAUGAAACAAAAAAUAAAAAAAUCACUCAUCAUGGCAACACAACCUCUUAAAAAACAUAGUUCAUUAUAAACUCAAUGUUAGAAUAUGAUCAAGACAAAAGAAUAGGAUGGGCAGAGUUAUAUAAACUAUUUGAUCAAAUGUGA
Paramecium tetraurelia is the source of this 825-nucleotide messenger RNA. RefSeq lists its product as uncharacterized. Gene Ontology annotation, biological process: autophagosome organization; peptidyl-serine phosphorylation; autophagy. Gene Ontology annotation, cellular component: autophagosome; cytoplasm. Gene Ontology annotation, molecular function: protein serine/threonine kinase activity; ATP binding. Lineage: Eukaryota; Ciliophora; Oligohymenophorea; Peniculida; Parameciidae. The transcript is spliced from 5 exons. The record is from RefSeq and is a predicted model, not a curated record.